Molecule: messenger RNA, 141 nt
Organism: Racocetra fulgida
Lineage: Eukaryota; Fungi; Glomeromycota; Glomeromycetes; Diversisporales; Gigasporaceae
Source: the annotation of a GenBank genome assembly
UUGCAUUGUUGUAUUGAUUUUGAUAAAGCUAUAGAAAUUAAUGGUGGUAAUUCAGGAGUGAUUUAUAAAUCUGGAUGUAAAUAUUGUAAAAACAUAAGAGCCCUCAAACGCCUAAGGGACGCUAUUUCUUCACCUAUUUAA